Molecule: messenger RNA, 909 nt
Organism: Strongylus vulgaris
Lineage: Eukaryota; Metazoa; Nematoda; Chromadorea; Rhabditida; Strongylidae
Source: the annotation of a GenBank genome assembly
AUGACAAUGACCGAGCAGUAUAAUUUAGAAAAUUAUAAGACCGAUCUGCUCAUCGCCGUAUUUUGCAUUCCAUUUUCUUAUUGGCAAGUGCUCAUUUUCGACGAUCAACGUUGGGUGUUCGGUUCUGCGAUGUGUAGUCUUCUAUCAUUUCUUCAAGGCAUCGCGGUGUUCCUCAGCUCUUGGACACUAGUGGUCAUAAGUUUUGAUCGUUGGAUGGCUAUCAUGUUUGUUAUGUCUCCGAGUAUGCGUCUUACCAGGAAGCGAGCAGUUUACCUAGUACUUUUUACAUGGGCUUUCAGCAUUAGCAUGGCGCUGCCGUUGUUUCUGGUCUCAAAAAUAAAGACGACACGAGAAAUAGAGCGAUGCGAUGAGGACUGGACCGCAGUCGAAGCGUUUAUUCCAGGGUCAAGACGUCUGUACUCGUAUCUGGUCUUGGUCCUACAGUACGUGGUUCCUCUCACUGUACUCAUCAUUACAUAUACAUUUAUUGGAAUGAGGAUGUGGAACAGUCGCAUUCCCGGACCCACUAGUUCAACGAAGAAGGUUGUGAUGGAAAGGCAUGAAAGUGUCAAAAAGUUAAUUCCUAUGGUAAUUCUUAUCUCUGCUAUGUUUGCCAUCUGCUGGCUACCUCUCCUGCUUCUCAUUAACGUUAUAGUUGAUUUGUGGCCUAGCGUAGCUAGUUGGAAGUACAUCCUUUACAUAUGGUGGUUCUCGCACGGAUUGGCAAUGAUGCACUCUAUGGUUAACCCCAUCGUUUAUUUUUUGAGAAAUGCACGCUUUCGAGAAGGAUUCUGCUACUUUUCACGGUUCUUACCGUGUGUGCAUUUUCAGGAGUUCAAGCUUCUUAGCGAACAAGCGAAAAGCACGCGGUCCCGAUCUGGAACUAUCAAUCCCGGCUCUUUGGUAUGA